Hippocampus comes (tiger tail seahorse) is the source of this 4514-nucleotide messenger RNA. It is a transcript of the gene sema3g, whose product is annotated as sema domain, immunoglobulin domain (Ig), short basic domain, secreted, (semaphorin) 3bl. Gene Ontology annotation, biological process: negative chemotaxis; semaphorin-plexin signaling pathway; axon guidance. The coding region runs from base 297 to 2651 and encodes 784 amino acids. The record is from RefSeq and is a predicted model, not a curated record. Gene Ontology annotation, molecular function: chemorepellent activity; semaphorin receptor binding. The transcript has 16 exons. Gene Ontology annotation, cellular component: plasma membrane. NCBI's taxonomy places the organism in Eukaryota, Metazoa, Chordata, Actinopteri, Syngnathiformes, Syngnathidae.
UGUCCUCUCUUCUGGUGCACACGUGUUGGAAGCAGUGAGGAAGUGCAGAGCAGUCCUGACCCAAGUGAGACAGUCCAUCAGUGCGCCCGCAGAGACGUGCGCACCACCCGCUCAAAACCAGCAUCUGUGCAUCCACAGCCUUUAAUUUGGGACACAUACACUCCUCAUGUGGACUCUUCAGGAUAAGAGGAGCAUUCCCGGCUUUACAUUCUUGGAAUAUUCAAUCUGAUGCUGUAGAGGGCAGGUUAAAAUUGAGGAGCCAGUCUAGCCUGAAGAAGGAGGUUUCAUCGGGAAGAAUGGCAGGAUUUACUCCCAUUUUCGUUCUCUUGGCACUCCUCGCCACUUGCGUCUCAUCCAGCAGCAAGUCAAAUGUGCCGCGCCUCAGACUCUCCUAUAAAGAUCUACUGUCCACCAACAGGUCUUCUAUCUUCAGUGGGCAUCAUGGCCAACUCUCACUCUCAACCGUCUAUCUGGAUGAGUACCGUGACCGUCUCUUCCUGGGGGGCAAAGACGUCAUGUACUCUCUCCUCCUGGGACCAGGCAGGAGCGAGUCCAAGGAGAUUUAUUGGCCCCCAUUGCCUGGCAACCGAGAAGACUGCAUUCAAAGGGGGAAGGAGCCACAGACGGAGUGUGCCAACUUUGUGCGCCUCUUGCAGCCAUACAACCGUACUCACCUCCUGGCCUGUGGCACUGGCGCAUUCCAUCCUAUGUGCAGUUUCAUCUAUGUGGGCCAUAGAGGAGAGCAUGUCUUCACUAUGGACCCUAAAAAUGUGGAGAAUGGACGAGGGAGGGUCCCGCAUGACCCCAGCCUUCCUUUUGCAAGCACCUUCAGUGGUGGAGAGUUAUUUACAGGACUGACGGCGGAUUUCUUAGGGAGAGACUCUGUGAUCUUCAGAAGUAUGGGAGGUCGCUCCACCAUGAGGACAGAGACUGACCAUAAAAUCCUUCAUGACCCCAAGUUCGUGGCUGCACACCUCAUUCCAGACAGCGACGAUCGAGACGAUGACAAAGUGUAUUUCUUCUUCACCGAGAAGGCCACCGAGGCAGGAGACAGGGAGGAGGCCAUUCACACACGUGUUGGACGAAUGUGUGCGAAUGACGUCGGAGGCCAGAGAGUGCUGGUGAAUAAGUGGAGCACCUUUAUCAAAGCCAGACUGGUUUGCUCUGUCCCGGGACCUCAUGGCAUCGAUACACACUUCAACCAACUGGAGGACAUUUUCUUGCUCAGAGGAAAGGAUGUGAGGAACCCGGAUAUUUAUGCAAUCUUUAGUACAAUCAGUAACGUGUUCCAGGGUUUUGCCGUCUGCGUAUAUCGCAUGGCUGAUAUCAGAGAGGCCUUUAACGGACCAUUUGCUCAUAAAGAGGGACCAGAUUACCAGUGGGGUGCCUAUGAAGGCCGGGUGCCUUACCCCAGACCAGGAGUGUGUCCCAGUAAAAUCACCAACCAGCCGGGCAGAGAGUUUGCCAGCACCAAAGACUUCCCCGACUACGUACUCCAGUUUGCCCGCAGCCACCCACUGAUGUGGCGGCCGGUGCAACCCGCCUUACGCCGCCCUGUGCUGGCCAAGGCAAACGUUCCUUACAAGCUCAAGCAAAUCGUGGUGGACCGCGUCGAGGCAGAGGACGGGCAGUAUGACGUUAUGUUCAUCAGCACGGACAUUGGUACGGUGUUGAAGGUCAUCGCCCUUCACGGAGGGAACAGCCUGGAAACGGAAGAGGUCACGUUGGAGGAGCUUCAAGUUUUCAAAGUGCCAACCUCAAUUACAUCAAUGGAGAUCUCAGUCAAAAGACAAUCCCUGUAUGUGGGCUCCCCAGCCGGCGUGGCUCAGGUGAAGCUUCACCGUUGCGAGACCUACGGCAAGGCUUGCGCCGAGUGUUGCCUGGCCAGAGACCCUUACUGCGCCUGGGAUGGCUCGUCCUGCGCUCGAUACGUCUCCAACAGUAAACGUCGCUUCCGAAGGCAGGACAUCAGGCACGGAAACCCGGUGCUGCAAUGUUUGGACCAGAAUUUUAGUGAGGACCUGGAGGAGAUGGAGGACCGGGUGGUGUACGGCGCUGAGAACAACAGCACUUUUCUGGAAUGCGUUCCUCGCUCCCCACAAGCUUCUGUCAUCUGGCUGGUCCAGCGUGAUGACCGCAAGGAAGAGGUCAAGAUGGACGAUCGGGUCAUAUCUACAGAGCAGGGCCUGCUCUUCCGUCGCCUCCUCAACCAAGAUGCCGGCAUCUACAUCUGCCGUUCCAGAGAGCACGGCUUCAGCCAGACACUCGCCCGACUUAGCCUUGAAGUCCUCCAGGGCGACACCUUGGAUGAGUUGACGGCACGGGACAACACUGGCCUUUCUGACCUACUUAAAGACAGAUCGACCGGAAGCUACAGGAACUGGAUGCCGUGUAGCACAUACAACAGGUUGAGUCCGAUCGGCCAGUCGCGUAUGUGGUUCAAGGAUAUCAUGCAGACGAUCGGUCCGUCCAAUCUGCCCCAUGUGGAGGAGUACUGCGAGAGGAUGUGGUGUAACGAGAAGCUGAGGAGGAAGCACAAGAGCAUGGUGGAGAAGUAUCGGCAGGCUCAGGAGAGCGCCAGGAAGGCCCGCAGCAAGAGUUCCAGUGAGCGGAACCGGACACCGCGGGACCUUAGCGCACGGCAGGAGUGAUGGGAAGAAAACUUUAGGAGGGGAACUAUAAAAGAGAAAAGAAAGACAAUUUUGGGACAGUAGGACCAGGAUAGCUGGAGUCGGAUUUAUGAGAACAUAGACGAUAGAGUGUAGAUGCUUGGUUCUGGUUAUCACUCCCCAAAUGGAUGUCGUGAUCUGGAGGAAAGACCGGGCCUGAACAUGAUGGCAAUGUGGACAAUGUUUCAAAUACUCUUUCAUGGUGUCUGUAAAUUUAGCGCGUAUCAGAUGUUAAGACGGACAACCCUCCGCCCCCUUUUUUUUUUUUUCAUAUUUACCGUACAUGCCUCCGGGUAAGUUUCAACAAUGCACAUUCUAUCCAUGAGUCUUAAGUGGACAAUAUACAGAUCGCCUAUGUCAACAUAUAGCAUUGGAUUUCUUCACUAUGUAUUUAUGGGCCACGGCCUUGUUCUGUUAUUUCACUUGCCGGUCCAGUUCUGUUUAAGAUCAGCACCGUCUCCACUUUAUGUUAACCCAAAACACUGACAUCGUUAGCUCAACUAGCUAAUACUGAAAGUAACACAGAAACGACAUGUUGAUGGUUCAACAGAUGAUGAACACAUUGCUUUGUUUUCACUACUGAGCACUGAACUUUCCAGAGAUGGAGCCAGAAAUGGAAAUCCUUCUUCAUUAAUCCUUCAAUCAUGCUGAAAGAGAUCCACUUCAUCUUAUUUGGUUCAAUAUGGUACGCAAGGUGACAGGAUGACAGAUGACAGGACAAUGCAAAGCCAAGCAACUACUAAUGGAAAAAAUGCUCUUCAUUACUUUCCAUGACUGAUUUUUAUAUCCAUGGAUUAAACUAACUUUUAAAAUGUCACUUGUGGAAUGAUCUUAAUUCUUUGUCGUCAACAUUGGAAGAUUGUCAUAAUAAUCCAUUAAUUGAUCCAUCGGUGUAAUGUGUUGAAACGGUUGCCAGAAUUGUCCUUGUUUAAUAGAAAUAUUCAUAUGUAUUGUUUCUUUCAUGGACAAGUAGACAUGACAUUGUCAGAAAUGUCGACUGUCGCGCCCUAACACUUUCAUUGUGAUAGUUACUGCUUAAGCAAGUUUCAAUGUGUAUUUAUAGAUACAUGCUCAAAUCUGGACGCUCUCUCACGGCUUAGGAACUGGAAGAUUUUAUUCUAUAAAUGAAAGACUUCAAUCAGACAUUGUCAAAUAAUAAUAGAAGCAUUGCUUUGUUUAAAAUUUUGGUCAUUCACACAAUUCUUCGUUUUAAGGCACGGUCUGUUUUCACUGUGGUCCCAGCACACUAAAGCACGUUUGACACUUGCAGUGUUUGUUUUCCUUGUCUGGGAUACGGUGAUGCUGACUAUUAGACUCCAAUUAAGGUGUUUUCUCUGCAAAUAUUGCUCCUUUAGGAGGAGGAAAGGGGGCUGCUUGACAGGACGGUGAAAGAUAAAAUGUGAUGUACUGAAACAAGCCAAAUUGCCAAAAUUAUUUUACCUGAAAAUGUGUCACAAAUGGGUGCCAGUUGUUAAAUUAUCCCAGAUGCAUCUAUACAACAGUGCAACUUACAACUUCUGGUGGUUUAUUUGUGGAGAUAACUUGUAAGUUUUCUCCGUCCUUUGAUUGGUAUUCGUCCAGCAGUGCUUUUGAAGCUUUUGUUGCUUUUAUAACAUAAUAGUGAUAGUAUUUUAUUUUUUUUUAACUGAGCAGAUUUUCAAAAAUAUCUAUCGACACCAUUUGAAAAAAUUGACUGUCCGUAAAACUGCAUUUGCAGGCUGUCAAUGCCACAGGUGGUGCUGGAGGAUGGUAAAGCUUUUCGCCAAUCAGAACCCUGGAAAAAGUCGAAAUGGUGAAUUGAGAAACUACUCAAUCACAUCAGUUAACAAAACAAAAAGCAAACAA